Molecule: messenger RNA, 9228 nt
Organism: Labeo rohita (rohu)
Lineage: Eukaryota; Metazoa; Chordata; Actinopteri; Cypriniformes; Cyprinidae
Gene: synj1
Product: synaptojanin 1
Exons: 31
Coding region: 142-4902 (1586 amino acids)
Biological process (GO): synaptic vesicle endocytosis; phosphatidylinositol dephosphorylation
Molecular function (GO): phosphatidylinositol-4,5-bisphosphate 5-phosphatase activity; RNA binding
Source: RefSeq, a predicted model, not a curated record
UCGUCCUCUCUAGGUUCAGUUUGUAUUUCUGUCCUUAAACUACCUGCCCCGCUAAUCAUUUUGUUUCUAGCCGUAUACGAUCUCCAACCGGGGGGAAGACAGACACAACUCUGACAGGGCUGAAACCGGUUGUGUCAAGCCAUGGCAUUCAGUAAAGGUUAUCGUAUUUAUCAUAAGCUGGAUCCACCUCCAUACAGUGUGAUCGUGGAGACCAGAAACCGAGAGGAAUGCUUGAUGUUCGAGUCUGGAGCCGUUGCUGUACUGUCGGCGGCGGAGAAAGAGACUAUUAAAACGGCAUACACCAAGAUGCUGGAUGCUUAUGGGAUCUUGGGAGUUCUUCGUCUUAACCUUGGGGAUUCUAUGCUGCACAGCCUGGUGGUCGUAACAGGUUGCAGUUCAGUGGGAAAAGUCCAGGAUUCAGAAGUUUUUCGGGUAACAGGUACUGACUUCGUCUCUCUAAAAAACGACCCCUCGGAUGAGGACCGCAUCGCUGAUGUCAGGAAAGUCCUAAACUCUGGCAACUUCUAUUUUGCCUGGUCCUCCACCGGAGUGAGUCUGGACCUCAGCUUGAACGCACACCGCAGAAUCAGAGAAGAUACAUCUGAUAAUCGUUUUUUCUGGAAUCAGUCCCUUCAUCUCCAUCUCAAGCAUUAUGGGGUGAACUGUGAUGACUGGCUACUGAGGUUGAUGUGUGGCGGAGUGGAGAUCCGCACUAUAUACGCUGGGCACAAGCAGGCCAAAGCUUGCGUGAUCUCUCGGCUCAGCUCAGAGAGAGCAGGCACGCGUUUCAAUGUCCGAGGCACAAACGACGACGGCCAGGUGGCCAACUUUGUGGAGACUGAGCAGGUUAUUUUCCUUGAUGACAAAGUAUCCUCCUUCAUUCAGAUCCGAGGGUCAAUACCGCUGUUCUGGGAGCAGCCGGGAAUUCAGGUCGGAUCCCAUCGUGUUAAACUGUCUCGUGGUUUUGAAGCAAACGCACCGGCUUUUGAGAGACACUUUAGUGCUCUGAGGAGGCUGUAUGGCAAACAGGUGAUCAUCAACCUGCUGGGUAUGAAGGAGGGUGAACACAUGCUCAGCAAAGCAUUCCAGAGUCACCUGAAAGCUUCGGAGCAUUCAAACGCUGUGAGAAUGUUGAACUUUGACUAUCAUCAGAUGGUUAAAGGUGGGAAGACUGACAAGCUCAGCACUGUCCUGAAACCUCAGAUCAACAAGUUUCUGGAGGAAUGUGGUUUCUUCUACUACUCAGGGGAUGCCGGCAUUCAGAGAUGUCAAAGUGGGACCAUUCGUUCCAAUUGUCUGGACUGCUUGGACCGAACAAACAGCGUCCAGGCCUUUAUUGCACUUGAGAUGCUUCCAAAACAAUUGGAAGACAUGGGUUUGACUGAGAAGCCUCAGCUGGUUGCGCGCUUUCAGGAGGUUUUCCGCUCCAUGUGGUCCACUAAUGGAGACUCGAUCAGCAAGAUCUAUGCAGGCACUGGUGCUCUGGAUGGCAAGGCUAAGGGUGGAAAGCUAAAAGACGGAGCUCGCUCGGUCACCAGAACCAUUCAGAACAACUUCUUUGACAGCUCUAAACAGGAAGCCAUUGACAUCCUGAGACUGGGCAGCACCCUAAACAGUGACCUGGCAGAUAAGGCACGAGCCCUCCUCACAACCAGCAGCCUGUAUGUCUCUGAGCCCAUUUUACAGUCAGCCUCUCCCAGAGUGCUUCUGGGCAUGUGUCAGAACCACUACAAGUACACACGUCCCAAGAAGAUCAGAGUGUGUGUGGGUACGUGGAACGUGAAUGGGGGCAAGCAGUUCCGCAGUAUUGCGUUUCGUAACCACACGCUCAACGACUGGCUCCUGGAUGCCCCUAAGAAAGCCGGCCACCCAGAUUUCCAGGAUGGAAAAUCCAGUCCGGUGGACAUCUUUGCUAUUGGCUUUGAGGAAAUGGUGGAGCUGAAUGCUGGAAAUAUCGUCAGCGCAAGCACUACUAAUCAAAAGCUGUGGGCUGCAGAACUUCAGAAAAAUAUCUCACGAGAUCACAAAUAUGUGCUUCUGGCCUCAGAGCAGCUGGUGGGUGUGUGUCUGUUCGUCUUCAUACGCCCUCAGCAUGCACCAUUCAUCAGGGACGUUGCUGUGGACACAGUGAAGACUGGCAUGGGCGGAGCCACUGGUAAUAAAGGGGGUGUGGCUAUUCGCAUGCUCUUCCACACCACCAGCAUCUGCUUUUUGUGCUCACACUUUGCCGCUGGCCAAUCACAGGUCAAAGAGAGGAACGACGACUACAAUGAAAUUACACGCAAACUGUCCUUCCCUAUGGGCCGUCUCCUGUACUCCCAUGAUUAUGUAUUCUGGUGCGGAGACUUCAACUACCGAAUAAAUAUUCCUAAUGAAGAGACGAAAGAGCUGAUCAGACAGCAAAAUUGGGAUGCACUGAUUGCUGGAGAUCAACUGGUGGAGCAAAAGAAUGCUGGACAGGUUUUUAGAGGCUUUAUUGAAGGGAAGCUGGAUUUCGCCCCCACUUACAAAUAUGACCUGUUUUCGGAAGACUACGACACCAGUGAGAAAUGCCGCACGCCGGCCUGGACUGACCGUGUGCUGUGGAGGAGAAGAAAGUGGAACUUUGAUAAAACUGCGGAAGAGUUGGAGUUGAAUGUAGUAGGAGCCCCAGUGAAUGAGGAAGAUCAGUACCCAUGGAGCCCUGGAGAGCUCAAGUAUUAUGGUAGAGCAGAGCUCAAAACCUCUGAUCACAGGCCUGUAGUGGCCAUCAUAGAUGUGGACAUACUUGAGGUGGAUCCAGAGGCCAGACAUCAGGUGUAUAAGGAAGUGAUUGCCCUGCAGGGUCCACCAGAUGGCACCAUCCUCGUCUCUCUCUGCACAUCCGGUCCAGAUGACUACUUUGAUGAUGCACUGAUCGAUGACCUGUUAGAGAAGUUUGCUCAGUUUGGCGAGGUUAUUCUUAUCAGGUUUGUUGAAGAGAAAAUGUGGGUGACAUUUUUGGAGGGAUACUCUGCUCUGGCAGCUCUGUCUUUGAGUGGCUCUACUGUGAAUGGAAAGACCAUAGACAUCCGUCUGAGGAGUCCUGGUUGGAUCAAGAGUCUAGAAGAGGAAAUGAGUGUAGAGAGAAUCUGCGGUAGCAUCCCAACAUCUACCAGCUCCACCCUGCUGGCAGAAAACUCUGACAUGGGAGAAGAGUAUGACAUGGAAGGUGAUGUGGACGAGGAGGUUGAGGAUAUUUUACCCCAGCACCUGCAGCCUGGAGCAGGCAUGGAUCUAGGCGCGUCCCCUGCCACAUCCCCACGCACCAGCCCUUGCCCCUCUCCUACCCACGGAGAGCCUGCGCCCCCCAUCCGCCCCAGCAGAGCCCCUCCACGCACAGCUGGACCACCACAGGGAGGAUUAAGCCCAGCAUCCAUUAGAAGGGAACUGGCAGGUUCUCCUGUUGAUGGUCAGCCAGCUGGAGCUCCCUCACCACUAGAGCCAAAACGCCCUCCUCCUCCACGCCCCAAUGCCCCACCACCCCGACCUGCACCUCCACAGCGCCCACCACCACCCUCAGGACAAAAAAGCCCAGCUUUAGCACGUGCAGAUGCAGCUGGUCGAGGUCAAGCCGUUGGAUCAGCCCCUGGAGGCGCCCCACGGCCGAUCCCACCUCGAGCAGGAGUCAUCAGCGUCCCUCCUCAGGCUAGACCUCCUCCUCCUGCUCAUCCCGGGGCCCCCAGACCCAUAGCAGAGGUGCAUCCUGGGGCCCCGCGACCCUCACCUGAUAAUCACCCUGGAGCACCAAGACCCGUUCCUGAACCCCAAAGCAAACCAUCUGAACUGCCUCUGGGUCCACCCCCAACACUGCCAGGACCCAUGAGGCCUCAGAUGACAUCACCCAUGCAGCCUCAGGUUGUUUUGCCAAUGCAGCCUCCAGUCCAAGCCCAACCGCCCCCACCUAUACAAGCCCAGCUCCCUCCACCAAUGCAGCCCACCUUACCUGCCCCGCUGGUGCCUCAGCCUGCUCCUCAAGCGUCUGCUGGAGCCGCUGCCGCUCCUCAGCCCGGACUGGCAUCUCCCAAGCCUCCACCCCGGAGCCGAUCCUCUCACGCACUGCCACCUGAGUCUGCUCCUGCUCCUACAUCUCAGGCCAAGGACAUGAAUGGCAUCCAAAGAGAAGCACAAUGGAAACUAGACCCCUUCGACAUGCUUAACAGCCAGUCCCUUUUCCAGAACACAUCGUUCUCCACUUCCCUCCCUCGCUCCUCUUCCUCAUCCACCCCCUCACCUUCUUCUUCCUCCACGUUACCCAGUUCCCUCUCCUUAUUCUCAGCUUCGGACACCAGCAGCACUCCAUGUCUCCUGGUUCCCCCCGUCCCCUCCCGCAGUAAAUCCCAAGAGACCCUUCGUUCGUCCCCCAAUCCGUUCCUCACAGAAGCCCAACCCAGACCCAACAGCACCAACCCUUUCACCGGCAACCUACUGUCCUCCCCACGCCGAUCGCUCACGCCCGAUUUCUACACCCAGCAGCAGGCCCAAGAGGCCAGGUCGGGCCUCAACAGGGCCAUGUCUGCUGUCGUUCACAGUUCAACCCUUCCAUCAUCGUUCUCCAGACAACAAUCCUUAGUUCCUGCCCCAGCAGCAGCCCCAGUCAAACAAACCCAAAAGUGGGUCACAUUCGAUGAUGAUUCAGACUUUUUUUCAAGUGCGCCUCCAUCCGCUGGUGGGACCGGCCCACCGCUUAUACCCACAGCCUCAUCCCUUCUCUUCCAACAACCCCAGAGCAGCUUCCCCAGCUCAGGCUUUGGCAUGGACAGCAACUGGGCGUCGCAUGCCACUCCUGCAUUUCCCACGAUCCCCCCUCCGAUCUCAACCAGGACUAAUACCAGCAUCAAAAACACCCACAUCCCUUCCAGGAACGAAUUUACAGAAAGGUGAUACAGCAGAGAACGUGUAUGUAAAAUACAGAGAAAAUUUUAUUGUGUAUCUAUAAUACAUGUAUGGUUUGUAUAAAAGUUUGGUGUUGGAAGUGUUUGUCCGAAAUAAAUCUGGCUGUUUCUUUUAGCCCAACGUAGAUGGGAAACCAAGAGGAUAUCAACACAGUAUGUUAGUUUGGGCAAAAAAACAGUCAUUUGCGUAUUAACCUGCAUAUACACACGUCUGUGUGUAACAUUUUACACUUCAUUGGCCAGAUUUAGUAUAUUAUACAUCAAUCCACAAAUCAUUCAGACUUAAAGGGACAGUUUACCCAAAAAUGAAAAUUCAGUCAGUAAUUACUCACCCUCAUGUCGUUCCAAACUUGAGAGACCUUUGUUCAUCUUCGGAACACAAAUGAAGAUAUUUUUUAUGAAAUCCGAGAGCUUUCUGAGUCUGCAUAGACAGCAAUGGACUUGACACAUUCAAGGCCUACAAAAGUAGUAAGAACUUUUUAAGAAUACUUUUUGUGUGCAAAGAAAACAAAAAUACAUUUAUUUGACGUAAACAUGCGUCAAAGACUGACGCUGACUUUUUGAAUAAAGUCAUAAUUUUUGUUUUUUUUAUGUGCAAAUAGUAUUCUCUGAGCUUCAUAACAUUACGAUUGAACCACUGAUGUCACAUGGACUAUUUUAAUGAUGUCCUUACUACUUUUCUGGGCCUUAAACGUGUCAGUUGCAUUGCUGUCUAUGCAGGGUCAGAAAGCUUUUGGAUUUCAUCAAAAAUAUAUUUUUUAAUUUUAAUUUGUGUAGUGAAGAUGAACGAAGGUCUUACAGAUUUGGAACGACAUGAGGGUGAGUAAUGACAGAAUUUUAAUUUUUGGGUGAACUAUCCACUGCAUAUACACACACAUGUGUGUGUAACAUUUUACAAUUCAGUGGUCAGAUUUAUUAUAUUACACAGUAGACCGUAAAUCAUUCAGCUUUAAGCCACAUGAUCAGAUGUAAAAAAUGUACAAGUAUUAAAUUAUAUAUCUCACUGUGAUUUCAAUUUCAUCCUUUACUUGCCCUCAUGUUGGAACACAAAAGAUAUUUUGAAAAUGUAUUUUUGUUUUUGUCCGUACAGUGGAACUCACUGAGGUCUAAAUAGGUUAUUUUGGACCCCAUUGACUUUCAUUAUAUGGACAAAACUGCUUCAAACAUUUUUCAAUAUACAGUUGAGGUCAAAAAUUUACAUACACCUUGCAGAAUCAGCAAAAUGUUAAUUAUUUUAUCAAAAUAAGAGGGAUCAUACAAAAUGCAUGUUAUUUUUUUUUUUUAUUUAGUAUUGAUCUGAAUAAGAUAUUUCACAUAGAAAAUGUUUACAUACAUAGUCCACAAGAGAAAAUAGUUUAAUUUAAUUUAUAAAAAUGACCCUGUUCAAAAGUUUACAUACACUUGAUUCUUUAUACUGUGUUGUUACCUGAAUGAUCCACAGCUGUUUGUUGUUGUUGUUUUUACUUCUGUUUAAUGAUCCCUUGUUUGUCCUGAACAGUUAAACUGCCCACUGUUCUGCAGAAAAAAUCCUUCAGGUCCCACAAAUUUGUUUUUUUUUCAACAUUUUGUGUAUUUGAACCCUUUUCAACAACGAUUGUAUGAUUUUAAGAUCCAUCUUUUCACACUGAGGACAACUGAAGGACUCAUAUGCAACUAUUACAGAAGGUUCUGAUGUGCAAGAAGGAAAAAUGAUGCAUUAAGAGCCAUUUUUGAAAAGAAUGAAGAUGUUUACAUGUCUUAUUUUGCCUAAAUAUAUAUAUUUUUUCAUUUAGUACUGCCCUUCAGAAGCUACAUGCUUGCAUGUUUCCCAGAAUAUACAAAGCAAGUUACAUUUACCCUGAUCUUCAAAUUCAAAAAGUUUUCACCCCCCAGCUCUUAAUACAUCGGUUUUCCUUCUGGAGCAUCAGUGAGCGUUUGAACCUUCUGUAAUAGUUGCAUGAGUCCCUAAGUUGUCCUCAAGGUGAAAAGAUGGAUCUCAAAAUCAUACAGUCAUUGGAAAGGGUACAAAUACAUAAAAAUGCUGAAAAAGCAAAGAAUUUGUGGAACCUGAAGGAUUUUUUUGAAGUAACUUUUCACCCGUGAACAACUAUCACUGAACAAAAAAACAAAACAAACAACAGCUGUGGAUCAUUCAGGUAACAACACAGUAUUAAGAAUCAAGUGUAUGUAAACUUUUGAACAGCGUAAUUUUUAGAAAUUCAAUAUAUGUAAAUGUCUUAUAUGUGAAAUAUCUUAUUCAGGUCAGUACUAAAUAAAAAAAAUAACGUGUUUUGUAUGAUCCCUCUUAUUUUGGUAAAAUAAUGAACACUUUGCAGAUUCUGCAAGGUGUAUGUCAACUUUUGACCUCGAAAGAGCAUUAAACAGGUUUGUAAUGACAUGAGAGUGAGUAAAUGAUUUUUGAAAUCAUUUUUGGUGAACUAUCCCUUUAUUCUGUAACCCAAUGCAAACUUAUUAUCAAACGCACAGAUUUAAAAUGCCUGGCUGUGUCCGACGUGUGUUCUAAGCCGUCAUAUCCAUAAAAUUAAAUUUUUUUGUUGUUAAACUAAUUAUGAAUGUAUCUUUUAACUGUUUCUAUGGCCUACAUUUAUUUCCAGCAGUAACUGUCGCUGUGCUUUACUGCAUACUCAAAUCAAGGGUCUUAUUUUUCUGGAUGUUCACGCAAAAGACCCCCUCCCGCCCCCCGUGCAUCCUGUAGCACGAGCGAUGUGCUUAGCUUGUCGAAAUAUAUCUUCUAUACAUAUUCAUAGUGAUUAUAUAUGUCUUCCUAGUGGGAAAAAUGUAAAGUAGUUCUGAAUUGUGAUUAUAUUUACAGCGUAUACAUGCCAUAUCUAAAGUGCACUGAAGAGCUUUAUCCUCUAGGCUUUCAAACGCACACUUUUCGAGUGGUAUUUGUUCGUGUGAGGGUCACGGCGGCUCCUCUCAUUCAUCAAUACAUGUGCUUUCAGUUCAUCUGAUCCAAAGCUCACGACAGAACUGCUGUAUUUAACAAAUGUGUUGUGUGUGUGUGUGUUUGAUUUGGUGGGUUCCUCCUUCAGGAUGUUGGUCAUGCUUCUUUCUUUGGUGCAAUGUGUACUUACUCGCUCAAUGAAAUCGUAUUUUUUAAUUUCGAUGAACAGGCUGUUGAUAAAUCUAUUUAUUGUUGUGUGGAGGAAUACUGUGCUGUAUUUUGGAGUGCGCCGUCUGUUUCUGUGUAUUUUAGCUGUUCGUGUGAGUGCGCUUGCGUUGUCAUAUUGAGGGAUUCGGAUAUUGUACGAGUCGGCUGACCCCAGUCAUUAUAGCAUUAUGUCUUCAGACUGUUUUAGAGAGAAAUGUUUAUCAAAUCUAGUAUAAUCUUGAGAGGACAGCAGACUGAACACAAAAAGACGUGUAAGUUUUGAAACGAUGCCUUGUUGAUUAAAAGUCUCAAACGUUUAAAGGCCCCAAAGGCAUUUAUUUGAUUCUGGGGAAGCAUAUCAUGGUUCAGCCUCAGUUGUUUUUGUUAAUUGUAUAGCAUUCCAGACUGUACUGAUGCAUUAUGGAUGAAUGAUCAGCCUUCAGGCACUUAUUUUAUGCGUGCAGUUGUUUUACUCAUGUUAUGCAGGUUUUUAAAUGUCCCACGAGGGCAUAAUGAAAUGAUUGAUUCUUGGUUAAAGUGUAUGUAUUUCAGGAAAGCAGUAUUUUACUUGCGUUUUUGUUCCUUGUUUACAUUUUAGGUACCAAUUUAUCAUUUGCAUAGCUGUUUAAAUGUUUGGCUGGGACGUGUUGAGCAACAUAUUUUUGCUUUGAGCAUUACAGAUUUAUUUUGAAGCUGAAAAGCACUGGAAAGUUUGUUUUUGGGGUUUGGUUGUGGAAGGGGUCAGAAGAAGCCAGCCAGCAAGAUUAAUGCAUGUGAAAACCAUUCCAAAAUGCAUUCCAAAGCACUAACUGUGAAUAUCGCCAGAAUACAGACAAGUAUCAGGUUGUGCAUAAUAUAUCUAUUUUUUUUCUUUCGAUGACUGAUGAACACAAUGUAACCACUUAACAUUCAAAGGCAUUAGAAGUCAUGUGUUCCGUAUGUAAUGAAAGCGUUGAACCUGACAUUGCUAGCGCAACUUGAGAAGCAAGGUUUUAUAGGAAUUAACUCCUUUUGUGAAGUUAAUGUUCCUUUGUAGCUUUUAGCCCAGUAGUAAACAGAAGUCUGUGGUAUUAACCUUAUAUGUAUGUAUACACAAACCACAAAACUGCAAUCCGUAACGAGUACUCGAUCUGUAAUUUAAGUGCAUACCAAAAGUGCACAUUUAUGUAUGGAGCAAUUGAUGUUGUAUGUAUGCAAUAAUAAAUGUAAUUCAACAUGAAA